AUGGUUCGGCAACAAAGUUCAGUCCGCUUGUCACAGAAUGAGGUUUUCGUGAUGCCUAGUCUGGAUGAAUACUCGGAACAGGAAAUUCGGGACUAUUGGAUUUCGACUAGCGAAAACCAACAGUUCAAGGUCAUCCGAACGAUGGAACAAGGGAAGGGAAAGAAGAGAUCCUACCGAGGCUUAGAAUUACAAACAGACAAAGGUGCCAAAGAGGCGGAAAGAAGACGACUCAACUGCAUUGACCUUGUUAUGGACGAACAAGACAUCCAAAUCGGCAAGGAUAUCUAUGAUCCAAAGAAACUUCGCAAGCUAUCCAAGAAAACAUCCAAGAAAUCCAAAAAAAUGGCUCGGAAGCAAGCCAAGAAGGAUGCCACAGUAGCCCGAAGAUACCUCGAGUCUCAAUGA
Molecule: messenger RNA, 405 nt
Organism: Cylindrotheca closterium
Lineage: Eukaryota; Bacillariophyta; Bacillariophyceae; Bacillariales; Bacillariaceae
Source: the annotation of a GenBank genome assembly